Fusarium keratoplasticum is the source of this 1665-nucleotide messenger RNA. RefSeq names its product Carboxylic ester hydrolase. The transcript is spliced from 5 exons. The record is from RefSeq and is a predicted model, not a curated record. NCBI's taxonomy places the organism in Eukaryota, Fungi, Ascomycota, Sordariomycetes, Hypocreales, Nectriaceae. The coding region runs from base 1 to 1665 and encodes 554 amino acids.
AUGGCUUCUCUUCUGAAACUUGUCACGGUGGCCCUCGUGUUUGCCGAGGGUGCUGUCUGUGCUGCUACCAGACAGCCGCCCACUGUGCACGUAAAGAACGGUACCUAUGAGGGCAAAUACGUUGCUUCAUAUAACCAGGAUCUCUUCCUUGGUGUUCCCUUCGCCCAGCCUCCUGUGGGGUCUCUUCGUUUCCAGAACCCUCAGCCCUUGAACACAACCUUCAAGACCAGAAAGGCGACCGAGUAUGCUGACUCUUGCGUCGGAUACGGAAACAGCCCUGCUUGGCCGCAUACCCUCGGCGAGGACUGCCUGACCCUGAACAUUGUCCGCCCGGCAAAGUCAGGACGUGGCAAGAAUGACAAGCCGCUGCCUGUUGGUGUCUUCAUCCACGGUGGAGGUUGGUCGAUGGAUUACAGUGCCAACGGCGUCUACAACCUGAGCUUCAUUGUGGAGGAGUCUGUGAAGAUGGGAAAGCCUUUCCUUGCCGUCUCUGUCGACUACCGACUGUCCUUCUGGGGAUUCCUAGCCAGCAAGGACAUCAUGGACGCUGGCAUCGCCAACCUCGGUCUCAAGGACCAGCGCAUUGCCCUGCACUGGAUCAAGGAGAACAUUGUUGCUUUUGGCGGCGACGUUGACAAGAUCACCAUCUGGGGCGAGAGCGCUGGAGGCGGCAAUGUCGGCUACCAGGCCACUGCUUUCGGAGGAAAGGAUGAGGGCCUAUUCCACGGAAUCAUUGCCCAGUCCGGCGCUGAUGGAACGGACAUGAAGAACCUGACUAACCCCCAGAAGCGCUACGACACCAUCGUCAAGGCCGUCGGCUGCGACAAGAAGAAGGAUAAGAUUGCCUGCCUGCGAGAUGUUCCUUUCGACAAGCUCAACGCGACUAGUGAACUGGUUCCCGGUAACUUUUACCCCGUUGUUGAUGGAGAUUUCAUUCCCGACUACUCGUCAACACUUCUUGAGGAGGGCAAGUUCACCAAGGUGCCCAUUCUUCUUGGUACCAACGCCGACGAAGGCACACUAUUCGGAAACUGGGGCCUUAACACCGACGAGGAGGUCAGGAGCCUCAUCGCCUCGGCCGGUCCUGAUGCGGAGACCAUCGAUAUCCUUAUGGCUCUGUACCCCAAUGUUGAUGCGCUCGGUCUGCCCGCUGCGUAUCGCGUGAGGCCCGAUGGCCCUGUCGGAGCCCAGUUCAAGCGCGUCAUUGCUCUGCAGUCUGAUCAGCUCUUCACCUCGUGGAGGCGUCUGAGGACUGAUGCUUGGUCCAAGCAUGGCGCUACUGCGUACUCGUACUUGUUCGAAUCGCCCAACACUCAGAACUUUGAGUUCUUCGGCACUCCUCACUUCACUGAGAUCGGCUACGUCUUUUAUAACAGGAUCGGCCUCGGCUACGCUAAGGGUCAGAGCCCUCUGACUGGUGCCUCCAAGGAGGUCCUCCAGCUGGCCAAGCUCGUCACUCGCAUGUGGAUCAGCUUCAUCAACAAUCUCGACCCCAACAACCAUGGCAUCCGCGGUGUUGAGAAGUGGCCUGUGUACAAGGCGGGCGGUGGCUACGGAGAAAACUUUUACUUCAACCCCAACGGUUCGAGUGUGCAGCCUGACACUUUCCGACUGGCUCAAACGACAUUUAUGAACUCUGUUACGAGGGAGCAGUAUGGACGGUAG